Ictalurus punctatus (channel catfish) is the source of this 2173-nucleotide messenger RNA. Its product is annotated as zinc finger CW-type PWWP domain protein 1. Lineage: Eukaryota; Metazoa; Chordata; Actinopteri; Siluriformes; Ictaluridae. Bases 160 to 1827 code for a protein of 555 amino acids. The record is from RefSeq and is a predicted model, not a curated record. Gene Ontology annotation, cellular component: nucleus. The transcript has 16 exons. Gene Ontology annotation, molecular function: zinc ion binding.
UGUGGCGGAGGCGCGCGAGAGGAUUGUGUCAGUUUUCUGUCAGACUGUUAGCAUUUUAGCUAAAGACAAACAAACGGUGAAAAAAAUUCUAACACGAUAUUUAUUCCAGGCGACUCAUUCUGAGAAGGUAAUAAGGAGAAACCCAUCGUAAUCGCACUAAUGGCCCACACAGAUGAGACCGUCAUGAAAAAAACAACAGAAAAGAACAACAGACAGAUGAUGGAUGGAGAAAAGGAUGGAGAACCGAAGCCAGAUGACGUGAAGUCAGGUAAAAAAAUGAAACGUCCCAGAGCCACACACCAGAAAAUCUCAGAAUCGGGGAAUAGAUCCUCAGGAGAGAUGGAGAGAAUGACUGAGGAAAGCAGAACAGGAGAACGGAGAGAUGGAGGGAGGAAGACAAGGCAGGGAAAAAGCAGGAAAGAAAAGGGAACAGAUGUGUCGGGCGAUGGAGGAACGCCUGGAGAGAAGAGAGCAAGGACAGGAAGUGGGGAUGAGAACAGACAGGAAGUGAAAGAGAGUCAGGUUAUGAAGAAAAGACAACAGAAUGUGAGAGUUUGGAGUGUGUCAUAUUCUUCCACUGUGGAUGUAAAUGGUGGAGACAAGAAGCUGGGGACACAUAGGAGAGAGAGGGAUGAGGUGGAUAAGUGCAGUGGUCUGGUUCAGACUCUCAGCACACACAGCAGCGAUGAAGAUCAGUAUGUCUCGUGGGUGCAGUGCAGCAAGCCUGAAUGUGGUAAAUGGAGAAGAUUGAGUGAUGGUGUUGAUCCUUCAGUUUUGCCUGAUGACUGGAGCUGCAAAAACAGCACAGACCCUGCCUUCAGCAGUUGUUUUGCUCCAGAAGAGAAGUCCAGCGUGCCUGACGAGGAGAUGUUCUUUUAUAAUCUGGUGCCCGGAUCACUGGUUUGGGCCCAGCAAAGUGGCUAUCCCUGGUGGCCGGCGAUCGUGGAGCAAGAUCCCAACAUAGAGGAAUAUUUGGAAUUCCGCACGGAGUCUGAUCUCACUCCGUAUAGGUGUCAUGUGACGUAUUUUGGAGAACCGGUGAGUCGAGCCUGGGUCAUCUGUAGCAGAGUGAGGGACUUUGCUGACCUGUCUGAGGAUCAGUUUCUUAGUGAAGUUGACAAGGGCCUGAAAGAUGCCAUUUAUAUGGCCAAAGAAGCACUCAAACUGUCUCUGAAGGAGCGGUUAGUGAAGUUUGGGUUUCAUAGUCGUUACGUGUCAGACAGAGAGAGCUCAGAGGACAUUGAUAUCGCAGAGAUAUUGGAGCUGUUUUGUGGGGAGGCUGGAAAUGACUGCAGUGUUGAGGAUUCAUGGGGCAAAAAGCAAAGGUUAAAACAAAAAGAGAGAAAGAGAGAUAGGAAGAGGAGAGGGCGGGGAAAAGAGGACCACCAUAUGUACGGAGAGGGUGAAAAGAAAAAAAGAGCGAAGAAGAAGCUGAAGGAAGGAACAGAGGAUGAGAAAGAAAAGAAAGUUGUGAUUAGUGGUGUACCUGUGAAAAAAAAGAAUCGUCUCAGUCCUUCAGUCUCCCUGCCGAAGAAAAAGAAACAACACAAAACAGACACAGCAGAUCAGACCGUGCCUCAGAGCACCACAGAAACAAGCACUGACAUGACAUUUGACCUGGAUAUUCAUUCCGAAGGAGAACAGAUGGAGAGAAAGAUAGAUAGGGUGAAGCUUGGAGCAGAGGAGAAGGAAAGAAAGGUUGGAGAAGGGAGAGAGGAUGAGGAUGAAGAUGACGAGGACUUCAAGGAUGCGCCUGACAGAGAGGAAGAGGAGGAUGAGGAAGAGAAUCAGGACAGUUUCUCCCACAUGCUGCUCCAAGAGGAGUGAAGACUGAACACAUGUGAUUUGGGAUGGGGCCUGUGUGCUUUAUUUUUGGAUAAUAACAUUAACAUAACAGAUGUCACAUCCAUGUCUGGUUACGUUCCAAACCACAGUACUACACUAAAUAGUGUGCACUAUAUUAUAGUGUGCCAUCAUCUUAUGUUGUUUAUUGUGUUUCAGCGUGUGUGUAAUUUGAGAGCCAAAGUGUUUUGAGUUUACACACACACACACACACACACACACACACACACACGUACUACGUUGUAGUUGUAGUUUAUAAUGAAUAUUUCUGAGUUAAAAGAACACUCUUCACUUCAAGUGUUAAAAAGUUAAUAAACUGUUAAUUAAUUAA